AUGGAACUGAAAAAGAAAAAAAAGUAUCAUUUUUGUUUUGGAAGCUUCUAUGGAAGUCUAAACUUUGUUGUUCUAGAAGGUUCUGAGGAUAUUUAUGUGCAGAUUCAGGCGCAGCAUCGGAGUCCAGUGACGAGAGGAAUUGGUGUGGCAGCAGCCACAGCUACUGGUGGCACUGCCACCACAGCUGUUCCAGGUGGUGUUGCAAACCAGUUCAAGCCUACGUCUCUGUACAUAGGAGACUUGAACAUCAACGUGACAGAUACACAACUGUACCAGCUGUUUAACCAAGCGGGUCAGGUUAUAUCGGUUAGGAUUUGUAGGGACUUUAGCACUCGGAGAUCCCUUGGCUAUGGCUUCGUCAACUACAGCAACCCUCAGGAUGCUGCAAGGGCAAUGGAGAUGUUAGAUUUCACUCCUGUUAAUGGAAAGUCCAUUAGGGUGAAGCGCUCUCAUAGGGAUCCUAAUUCUCCUAAGAAUAGAACAGCUAAUCUAUUUAUCAGGAAUUUGGACAAGUCAAUCGACAUCGAAGCUUUACAUGACACCUUUUCAAGCUUUGGCCACAUUCCUUCUUGCAAGAUAGUUACUGAUUCUAAUGGCCAGUCGAAGGGUUAUGGUUUUGUACAAUUUGACAAUGAUGAAUCCGCUCAAAGUGCCAUAGAUAAGUUAAAUGGUAUGCUCAUCAAUGGUAAGCAAGUGUAUGUUGCACAUGCUCUUUGCAAAGAGAAGGGUGGCAGAGGCACAAGCUGGGGAAGGUCAAUGGAGUGGUGAACGUCCUCCAGUGCGCAGGCAAUAGUAAUUUGUGGUGGUUGCCCACUAGGCUAAAAGCUAUGGGGAAGGACCAAUCUUGAAACCCUUGGUUGAUAAAUUUGCCUUCGCCUCAUUUUGGUAUGUUCAUCUUUCCUUUUUGUCUAUU
Messenger RNA from Solanum verrucosum, 913 nucleotides. RefSeq names its product polyadenylate-binding protein 2-like. Gene Ontology annotation, molecular function: RNA binding. The coding region runs from base 1 to 768 and encodes 255 amino acids. The transcript has a single exon. Lineage: Eukaryota; Viridiplantae; Streptophyta; Magnoliopsida; Solanales; Solanaceae. The record is from RefSeq and is a predicted model, not a curated record.